Choloepus didactylus (southern two-toed sloth) is the source of this 7815-nucleotide messenger RNA. It is a transcript of the gene GLIS3, whose product is annotated as GLIS family zinc finger 3. Gene Ontology annotation, molecular function: DNA-binding transcription factor activity, RNA polymerase II-specific; RNA polymerase II cis-regulatory region sequence-specific DNA binding. Gene Ontology annotation, biological process: regulation of transcription by RNA polymerase II. Gene Ontology annotation, cellular component: nucleus. Bases 1233 to 3560 code for a protein of 775 amino acids. The record is from RefSeq and is a predicted model, not a curated record. The transcript has 10 exons. NCBI's taxonomy places the organism in Eukaryota, Metazoa, Chordata, Mammalia, Pilosa, Megalonychidae.
AGCACUGUAAGUUUGGGAUAGGAGGCAGGACUCUUCAAGGUUUGUGUCAAGAAGGAGGUGGCCUUUGAGCUGCUCUUUGAUGGACAGGGGAAGGGUGGUGGCCAGGGAUUCCAGGCUGCCUUCAGUGGUGCCUGUGUGAAGGCACUGCAGGGGGGAAUUAAGGCUGUGGUCAAGCCUUGUGUGAAUGUAGCAAGGAAACUCAUGUACCCAGAUCUCUUCCAGGACCAGUGAUAAUUAGGAAGAGUUUUCCUGAAGCUAUUUUUGCUAUAAUAAGGAAAAAAGAGGGGGAAGGGGAGGACCGAGACCUAAAGCAUUCCCAGUGUUCAAGUUAAAUGUUAACUCCUUUGUGUAGUUAACGACUAACUUAUUCUUUCCUAUGCAGAAGAAAAAGGGACACAGAGAAAAUAUAAUGCAGCAGUAACCACCAAACGUAAAAAAACAAACAAACCCUGGCUUGCUUAUGUUGUUCCCUAUUCUCAAUGUAAUACAUAUGUAGCUAUUAUAAAGAUAAUGUGCAAGCUGGAAGAGCAGACCGUAGCUGUACCUUCGCUGUGUGUGUCUUCUGCAGAGUUCCCAGAGAGUUAGCUAUUUUUGAACACAUUCCUAGUUCAGCCAUUAGAAAAUUACGGGCUUUAUUUGUAUAAACUCAGCAACUAAAAUGGAGCUUCCAGAAAGGUGGAUGAGCUCAUCGCCGUCUGCUCUGAACCAGGCAGGUUAAUGACCUGCCCGGCAUUGUUCGCGGCGGCCAGCGCCGGCUGACUUCACCAGCAGUUCCACUUGAAGGGAGACAUUGUUUCCUCCGCAGCGUUUGUCAGAUGCUUUCCUCUCUGCACACCAGCAUGUCCUAGCAGUCUCUGAAUGUUCCUGCGUGUACUUUAUGAAACCAAAGAGCAAGUAGCCCUGGAAAUGUCUGCAGAGUGCUCUGCACAGCUGUCUGAGGCCCCCAGAAAAGAGCAAGAAGUAAAGCCUCUGUGCCCCACACGACACACACACAGACCCUGCCCUGGGAGGCUCCACAUGGGAGGACGGCUUCCUUCUAACCUGUUAAAUGUCAGUGACCAAACAUCCCGUGAACAUGAAUAAUUUAAGCACCAAGUGCUUUUGCUGAUGACUGUGUUCCCUUCAGGGAGAAUGAUGGUAAUGUAUGGAAUGGAGGGGCUCUUGGCUUUGGGCCUCAGUGCAAGUCCAUUGGAAAAGGCAGCUGCAACAAUCUAGUGGUCACCAGCAGUCCCAUGAUGGUUCAGCGACUGGGACCCAUUUCACCUCCAGCAAGCCAGGUCUCUACAGCAUGCAACCAGAUCAGUCCUAGCUUACAGAGGGCAAUGAAUGCAGCCAACCUGAAUAUACCUCCUUCAGAUACCAGGUCCCUCAUUUCUCGUGAGUCUUUGGCGUCCACCACUUUGAGUCUGACAGACAGUCAGUCAACCUUGAGCGUGAAACAAGAGUGGUCUCAAGGCUACAGGACCCUCCCUUCGCUUUCUUCCAACCACAGCUCUCAAAAUGGCAGUGAUGUAGGGGAGCUCCUUAGCUUUCCUCCCGGAACAUCCAUGUCCAGCAACAGCGUCUCCAACUCGUUGCCGUCCUACCUUUUCGGCAUGGAAAACAGCCACUCGCCUUACCCUAGUCCUCGGCACUCUUCCACCAGGUCGCACUCAGCUCGCUCCAAGAAGAGAGCUCUGUCCUUGUCCCCGCUGUCCGAUGGCAUUGGAAUAGACUUCAACACCAUUAUCCGCACCUCGCCCACGUCCUUGGUCGCCUACAUCAACGGUUCCAGGGCUUCACCCGCCAACAUGUCCCCGCAGCCAGAGGUCUAUGGCCAUUUUCUGGGGGUGCGCGGCAGCUGCAUUCCCCAGCCGUGCUCCAUUCCAAGCAGCCAGAAAGGUCUGCUGGUGGCCAGUGGCGGCCUGGCCCUCCCCGCGUACAGCGAGGACGGCGUGGCCGAGUACGAGCGCAUGCAGCAGCUGGAGCAUGGCGGCCUCCAGCCCGGCCUGGUCAACAGCAUGGUGGUGCAGCACGGCCUGCCCGGCCCCGACGGCCAGCCGCCCGGCAUGCUGAAGACCGAGCGCCUGGAUGAUUUCCCGAGGAGCACCAUGGACCUGCCCCCCGCUCCUGCUCUCCCUCCGUUGCCACCAGCUCCCCAAGGUCCCCCACCCCCCUACCAUGCCCACCCACACCUUCAGCACCAGGAGCUCGUCCCCCAUCCCCAGUCGCUGCCUCUAACCCAGGCCGCCCUGGAGGAGGACGGGGAGAUGGACGACUUCGGGGGGAAGCACUGCUGUCGGUGGAUAGAUUGCAGUGCCUUAUAUGACCAGCAGGAGGAACUCGUGCGGCACAUCGAGAAGGUUCACAUAGACCAGCGGAAAGGAGAAGACUUCACUUGCUUCUGGGCGGGUUGUCCUCGAAGGUACAAGCCAUUCAACGCCCGCUAUAAACUGCUGAUCCACAUGAGAGUCCACUCUGGGGAGAAGCCCAACAAGUGUACGUUUGAGGGUUGCAAGAAGGCCUUUUCAAGGCUCGAGAAUCUCAAGAUUCACUUGCGGAGCCACACGGGAGAGAAGCCGUAUUUAUGCCAGCACCCAGGCUGUCAGAAGGCGUUCAGUAACUCCAGCGACCGGGCCAAACACCAGCGGACACAUCUGGACACUAAACCUUAUGCUUGUCAAAUUCCAGGAUGCACCAAACGCUACACAGACCCAAGUUCCCUAAGAAAGCAUGUGAAGGCCCAUUCUUCCAAAGAUCAACAAGCAAGGAAAAAGCUGCGGUCCGGCACGGAGCUCCAUCCGGACCUGCUCACGGACUGCCUCAGCGUGCAGCCCCUGCAGCCGGCCGCCUCCCCCCGCGAUGCCGCUGCUGAAGGGGCCGUGGGACGCUCCCCAGGGCCCGGGCCCGACCUCUAUCCAGCUCCCAUUUUCUCCGGCAGUCAUUCAAGCCGAAGCGGAACAGCUGCUGGGGCCGGGCCACCCCCACAUCCUGUCAGUCACCCUUCUCCGGGACAUAAUGUACAGGGGAGCCCCCACAACCCCUCCUCCCAAUUACCUCCACUCACAGCUGUGGACGCGGGAGCUGAGAGGUUUGCACCUUCUGCCCCUUCUCCUCACCACAUAAGCCCCCGGAGAGUUCCAGCCCCUUCAGCAAUGCAGAGAACACAGCCUCCUCAUACCCAGCAGCCAUCAGGCUCACACCUGAAGUCCUAUCAGCCAGAAUCAGACUCUUUCCAACCAAAUGGUAUCCAUGUCCAUGGAUUUUACGGACAGCUGCAGACGUUCUGUCCCCCGCAUUACCCUGACUCCCCGAGAACCAUGCCACCCGGCAGCUCCUGCAGUGUGGUACCUUCCUUUGAGGACUGCCUGGUGCCCGCGUCCAUGGGGCAGACUGGUUUUGAUGUUUUCCACAGAGCCUUCUCCACCCACUCGGGCAUUACAGUCUAUGAUUUGCCUUCAGGUUCCUCAAGCCUCUUUGGGGAAUCUCUCCGCAGCGGGCCUGAGGACAGCCCAUUCUUGCAGAUCAGCGCUGUGGACCGCUGUCCCAGCCAGCUCUCCUCUGUCUACACUGAAGGUUAAAAGCUCCCCUGGCCCGGACUGCACAUCCAGAACCUUUUUGAUGCUUGCCACCUUUUGUUUUCAUUCUCUCACCAUCUGCAUGAGAAAGGAUGUCAACCAGAGCAGUGGAAGGCCUGGCAAAGUCACAGACACGUCUUUGGAAGGCAGGACUGGAUGGUCAGAGCUGGGCUUUGCAGGAAUGUUUUCUCUGUUGCUCCUUUAUCUCUGGAUUUGCUGGACCAGGUGACAAGCAGGACCGUCUUUUCAAAGGGAGUUAGUCUCGUUCUACUGGAUACCUGUUACUUCCUGGCUGUCAACCCUGAAAGGACACCAAUGAAAUCAUGUGGAAAUGUAGUUUGGGGAUCACCCUUGCUGAAAACUACAAAUAGGGAAGGACAACCCAAAUUGCUGGGGCCUAGUGAGCCGCCUAACCCCAUGCCCUCCCCCCCUGCCGGCCCCACACAAAGCCAGGCACAACAAGGGGAAUCCAUGUCCAAAGCACAGUCCAGCCUCAACUCUUGGAUCUUCCCCACCCCUGGGUUUCUAAGCCUUGGCCUGGCAUUCCAGUAAGCCAGCUGCCCCUCUCAUUUACCUAUCCCCGUGCUGGCCAGUCGCUUCUCAGUGUUUCUCCAACUGCAAAAGAGGAAGCUUCUGGCAAGCACAGUCCCUUGAAAAGCACUACACUUUGUUUUCUCCUCCAGUGACCUACCUUAGUUCUUUCAUUUUAAAGACAUUAUUUACAUGUACUUUUAAAAGAUGAAAAAAAUCUAUUUAGAGGUCUGUUCUUUGGUUGGGAAUAUUGUUUGGAUCACUUCAGCUACAUACAUUUUGCCAUGGCUGUAGCAAUGCCUGGCCCCACCUUGCAGCACCUGUGAGCACUCCUGGGUUGUUACUUUUGCAGUUAGCAAAGGCUACUUGAGGGGCCAGGGGAGGGCUCCCACCUCCCCACGUCCCAGCACCCCAGCAGGAACCCUUGUGGGUUGCCUGUUCAGGGACUUCAGUUCAAAGACCUUGUACAAAGGAAAAGGUCAUCUGACUGGUUUAUCCAUGGCUUCCACUCUGAUGCUCAUUCCAGAGAAGUACCAGAAGAUGUGAAAACAGGGACAAACUGACUUGUGUGCUCCUCUGGGAAAGCCAGAUUAGGGAUGUCAGGUGUUUGUCCAGGGAUUUCACACAGCCUCUGCUCACCUCCUUGGGGAUAUAUGCUCAUCUGUCUGUCUCCUCCCCCCUCUUUUCACAUCUCUCUCACUCUCUUCCUAGCUGUGAUCCAGACAUGCCCCCCACCCACCACUGUCUGACCCUCAACUCUGGGGAGGACCAGCUUAAGGCAGGCAGAGGGGACCGUUUAGGAAAGGUAGGCAGAAGGAGGCAGUCCUCUUUCUGAAACUGGUUUAAGGGCCUGGAGGUUUUGCAGAGCACUUGGCUGUUUGAUACCAAGGCUGAGUGGGAAGCCACUUUCUGUGACACCUUUAUACGGCUAUUAUAACGAUCCCGAGUCCUGUGUCAUAGGCUAUAAAUUGGCUAUAAAACUAAGCCAAUCUGCAAAGACCUGGUAAAUUCUGACAUCCUGGUACUGUCGCAUCUCAAGAUUUCUUUUCCUUUCUCUCUUUUCAAAAAUGUUUUAUGAACAAAAAUGAAACAAUGCUAUUCGUUAAACUGAGAUAAGUACAAUCUUCAACAAGGCAAUUAAGCAGCUUGGUGUCAGCCUUGGAAUCCUGUGACGGUUUGUAUCAUGACAGUCCGUUCCUUCCAGGCCGAUUCCCCAGUCAGUAACGCUCUCCCUGAUUCCAGAGUUCAUUCCAGCGUGCCUUGGAAUAAGAUGAACAAAGAACCAACCAAGUGUGCUCAUGUUGCAAUGCACUUGGUCACUUUAGUUUCUCUCACUGGUGGGCUCUGCUUUGAGAAAAACUGUCAUGCAGACGUCCGAGGCUGCAAAAAAGAUGUUACCCACUUUACAAAACUCUGCUCUGCUUUCCAGGAUGCACGUCAGGCUUGCUUUACAAAUGAGCUCUCGGGCUGCUUGUAAAACACCCUCCUUGCAGAUGUUGUUGGCCAUGGUGCUUGGAUAAAACAAGGACACGCAUGUGGCCACACUGGCCAGGUGACAGCACCCCUCCUGUGUCCCCUGCCACGCUCUGAAAGAAAGGAAAACUGGUAGCUUUAGAGUGAUUAUCAGUUCAUUCUGAAAUUCUGAAGCCUUUAUGAGAAACCCUAAAUGUAUUCCAUUUGUGGGGUAAGGAGGGAUAAAAUUAAGGGCAAGAUUGUUACUACGGUUGACGUUUUCAGUCCUGCCUUGAGGUUUUAGAUGACUUAAGGUAGAAAGGAGGAAGGAAGAGAAAGCAAGAAGCCGAACCUCAGAACCAUGACUGUCAUCUCCCCUUUGGCCGAGAAGGGGGGUUGUGACCAGUCUCAGGUCUUAUGAUGAGGAGCCAAGCAGCCACAGCCCUUGCAGGCCUCCUUCCAUCCAGGGCAAGGGUUCAUGCUGGGCCCCCAAGGGGCAUUCGUGGUGUCAGAAGGAGAACCCAGAAAGCAGGGCCCGGGGCAGCCUGUGAGGCCUCAUCCACAGGUCCCAGCCUCACCCACCCAGUCCCCACUUCCCGAUGGCUGCAGGGUUGAGAUUAGGGCCUGGGGAGGAGGGUGGGGGGUGAGGACACAGUCAUGUUCCUUUCAGAGCACACAUGCUGUCCUUAAAUUCCAGAAUCUUGCCUCAUCUUAAAAAUCGUCCUUUGCUUGCUUUCACAUUCUAAAAGAUCUGUAUAUGCUUCCAUCAUUACUUUUGUUGCAGUAAAAGUAAAAACUUGAAAAAAUCAUUCCCUUCCAUUUCCUGGCCUUUUUAGUCUUGAAAAGUAACCGUUUUCAUAAAUAUGUGAACAGAGAUCGUCAUUGCCCUUUUUAAAAAAAAACUGGUGCUUGCGAAAAUACACAGCCCAAAGCCAAUUAUCCUAUUAGAUUAAAAAAAACAAAAUCAGUAUGCCUAGAGGCAUUUCGUUUUUCUGCAUUAUCUUAGUUCUCUAAAGAGAUUGCAUCAAAAUACCCAUUGUAAUUUAGCCUCUGAUCAGCUGUUAAAUAAUAUUUAAAUAUUUCUAGUCCUUCAGGGUAUCUCCCUUUUGCUGUGUCUCUCCCACAUGACAUAGGUGACUCUAAAAUUGAAAAAAGGCCAUUAGUGAGUCACAACAUAGUUUCCACUGAUAAUAGAGUGUUGGUUUUGUUCUGUUGUAUUUAAAUUACCAGCAUCAAGCACACGAGUUUACUAAAAUCAGUUUUGAACAAGGGUAAAUGUUAAACUCCCUCCGUCCCAGGACCUUGACUUUCUGAUUGCCUUGAAGUAUUGGGAAUAGUGACUGUAAAUGUUCAAUUUAAUUAUUUGAUAUUUUGUUUGACUGUUUUGACCAUGUCAUUUUAUAGCAGCAUUUUUUUAACGGCACUUUUGGUUGGUGAUGUGGAAUUUCUGCGGUUACUUUUUUAUUCUUUUUUUUUUUUGCAACAAAUAAAGCAAAAAAAAGCACUCAUUGGAGAAAUGGCAAGUGUAAAAAAGAAGAGAUUUAUUUUGUACAGACAGCAGAGCAUCCUGUGUUUAACGUUGCUGACAUAAAGCACUUUGGGGGGACGGGGAGUGGAAAUCUGUUUUCUAUAAAUCACACAGACUCUUGUCCAUAGUUACAUACACUCGUGUAGAGAAAUGAACUGCAUAUAUCAUACUGGAUAUGGGGCCGAUUUUACUCUAGGGGCACAUCUGGUGUGUAUUGUCAUAAAUCUUUUAAAGAAUUAGGUACACUUUUUUCUAUUAAUAUGUAUAGUUUUGUGAUUUGUCACAGUUAUGUUUCAUAUAAUCAUAAGUUAUUUUGUCUUGUUUCAUGAACUCCUUUUUUUAUGUCAAAAGUAAAAUGAAGGGAUUGUGCACUUGGUACAGAAUAAAACUGGAAAUAGAGGAUACGCCAGCCUGCCUGAGAUCCUCCUUCAGCAUGUUGCUUUAAAACACAAUGGCAACAAUCGUUGUUUGUUUGUUUUAUUUUGUUUUGUUUUGCCACCAGCCUCCUUCAUAUUGGGGAUGGUAAUUAUAAUUAAAAGCAGAUGGGGGGGCGCGGGUGUCCACGGCCAGCUUUAAAACGCCGCUUUGCUUUGGGCCAGAGCUGCAGCCUGGAUUUAAUUAUAGAUAUGAGGACGAAAUGGCAGUAAAAAUGAAUGUCUCCCUGAAUCCUUUACAUGUUGGGAGUGUCCAUAAAUAAAACAUGAAGUUUUAUUUCAUCAGAUUUAAUUAAAGCUUUUAUACAUGUUU